CCGCAAUGCCUAUUGGAGGACUUACAUUUUGAAUUGCUCAGCAUAUUUCGGUCGAGCAUGGGUCAUCCUCUACCUGAAAAUGCCUUGUUUAUGAACGAAGACGUGAGAGAAAUUCUACAUAACAGGAUAGUAAUUGUUUUAGGCGAUUCUAUUCAGAGGAGCGUCUAUAAGGACUUGGUAUGUUUGUAUUCUGAAGGAGACAGCCGGUACCUGACGGACGCAGAAUUACGUCGAAAAGGGAGAGAAACAAUGACUUGGUUAAAAUGCUCCCUUCUCCUACUGUUCCUGAUUGCCGUUACCCUUCACCCUUGCUAUGGGGGAGGGGAUCACGAAGAAGAGGAAGCAGGAGGCAAGGAGGAGGAGCAGGAAGAAGAAGCAGCACUAAACAUGGUGACAGUUGCAGCCUCUGACGCUAUCUUUGGUGGUGGAAAGUUUAAUGCAUCCUGGACCUACAGUAGUGCUUCCAAAACCAUAACGAUAACAGUGAAAGCCGAGACAGCAGGAUGGGUUGGUUUUGGGUGGACAGAAGGCGAUGGCAAGAAGAUGGUGAACUAUGAUGUGGCAGUCGGUGGUAGAAAUGGGUCAUCCUGCUAUCUCAAUGACUUUUUUUCCACUACUACUGGACGCCCUGUUUUAGAUGCCAGUCAAGACCUGACCGCCAGCUCGUGUCUUGAAGAUGCUGGGAUAACAACUCUUGUCUACUCCCGCCUUGCAACUACUAAUGACACUACAAAGGACGUCCAGCUUCAUGAUGAUGAGUUCAUGACUUUGGUUUGGGCAUUCGGUGCCGCUGAUGCUGGACCUACAGCGUUUGAAGAGCAUGAAGAAGGCAACCAUGGCUACUCAGCGGAAAAGUACAACCUUGUAACUGGUAUGAAGCAAGUGGCAGCUGUAGCCAGCUCGGUCAUCAUCUCCAUCAUCACCGCCCUGCUUCCAGUUUUUAUGCUUUUUGUGUUCUAGUCAUUGCUGUUGGUGUUGUUCCUGUUUUAUUAAUUGCUAAAGAUUCUUUUCGGAAAAAGUUAUCAUCCAUGUUAUUUUCAAAGAGUUUUUUUUAAUUUAAUAAAUUAGUGUAGAAGCUAA
Molecule: messenger RNA, 1080 nt
Organism: Nematostella vectensis (starlet sea anemone)
Lineage: Eukaryota; Metazoa; Cnidaria; Anthozoa; Actiniaria; Edwardsiidae
Product: DBH-like monooxygenase protein 1 homolog
Exons: 4
Coding region: 58-960 (300 amino acids)
Biological process (GO): dopamine catabolic process; norepinephrine biosynthetic process; octopamine biosynthetic process
Cellular component (GO): secretory granule membrane
Molecular function (GO): dopamine beta-monooxygenase activity
Source: RefSeq, a predicted model, not a curated record